Elephantulus edwardii (Cape elephant shrew) is the source of this 381-nucleotide messenger RNA. It is a transcript of the gene BATF3, whose product is annotated as basic leucine zipper transcription factor, ATF-like 3. Gene Ontology annotation, biological process: regulation of transcription by RNA polymerase II. Gene Ontology annotation, molecular function: DNA-binding transcription factor activity, RNA polymerase II-specific; RNA polymerase II cis-regulatory region sequence-specific DNA binding. The coding region runs from base 1 to 381 and encodes 126 amino acids. The transcript is spliced from 4 exons. Gene Ontology annotation, cellular component: nucleus. The record is from RefSeq and is a predicted model, not a curated record. Lineage: Eukaryota; Metazoa; Chordata; Mammalia; Macroscelidea; Macroscelididae.
AUGUCGCAGGGUCUCCCUGCCGCUGGCAGCGUCCUACAGAGGAGCGUCGCAGCGCCGGGGAACCACAUGCAGCCACAGCCUGGCAGGCAAAGUCCUGAAGAUGAUGACAGGAAGGUCCGUCGGAGAGAAAAAAAUCGCGUGGCUGCUCAGAGAAGUCGGAAGAAGCAGACCCAGAAGGCCGACAAACUCCACGAGGAGUAUGAGUGUCUGGAGCAGGAGAACACAGUGCUGCGGAGGGAGAUUGGGAAGCUGACAGAGGAGCUGAAGCACUUGAGCGAGGAGCUGAAGGAGCAUGAGAAGAUGUGCCCGCUGCUUCUCUGUCCCAUAAACUUCGUGUCGGUGCCUCGGCCGGACCCUGUAGCUGGAUGCUUGCCCCGGUGA